Sander lucioperca (pikeperch) is the source of this 2028-nucleotide messenger RNA. RefSeq names its product fucolectin-1-like. The transcript has 7 exons. Lineage: Eukaryota; Metazoa; Chordata; Actinopteri; Perciformes; Percidae. Bases 120 to 1052 code for a protein of 310 amino acids. The record is from RefSeq and is a predicted model, not a curated record.
AAACAGGACUUCACUCUGAAGAAGCUGUUGCUACAAUUAAAUGUCAAAUCAGCAUGAUACAGACUUGAAUCAACUGACUCCAGGGGUAAAUCAUUUGUUCUAACCAGGAAUCAGGAAUAAUGAAAAACAGUGUGGUUUUUCCUUUGCUGCUCCUCUUGGGGACGUGCUCAGGUUACGAAAAUGUGGCCUUGCGUGGCAAAGCAACCCAGUCACAACGCUGGGAUGGAGUUUAUGGAGCUGUCUACAGUGCUAUUGAUGGAAACCGUCAUUCUAAUUUUCAUGACGGUUCAUGCUCCCACACUAAAACACACACCAACCCCUGGUGGAGAGUGGACCUGCUGGAGUCCUACAUCGUCACCUCCAUCAUCAUCACCAACAGAGGAGACUGCUGUCCAGAAAGGCUCAACGGGGCAGAGAUUCGCAUCGGCAACUCUUUGCAAGACGAUGGUAUCACAAACCCAUUGGCUGGUGUAAUUUCUGAAAUCCCUGCAGGGAGAUCAUACACUUUGACUUUCACCAAUCGUGUGGAGGGACGUUAUGUGACUGUGUCUCAACCUGGUUCAGACAGGGUUCUUUCACUCUGUGAAGUGGAAGUUUUCGGGUACCGUGUCCCAACUGGAGAGAACCUGGCACUCCAAGGAAAAGCCACACAGUCAUCAUUACACAGUUUUGGCCUUGCAUAUAAUGCCAUUGAUGGGAAUCGUGCCAGCACGUGGGAGAAGGCGUCCUGCAGUCACACAGAUCACGAGCUGAACCCCUGGUGGCGACUGGAUCUGAUCAAAACCCACAAAGUAUUUUCGGUUAAGAUAACCAACCGAGAUAGACGUGAACAAUUUAUCAAUGGAGCUGAGAUCCGCGUUGGAAAUUCCCUUGACAACAAUGGCAACAACAAUCCCAGGUGUGCUGUGAUAUCAAGCAUCCCGGCAGGUCAAACUGUUGAAUUCCAAUGUGUCAACGGGUUUGAUGGCCGCUAUGUUAACAUAGUUAUCCCUGGAAGACGGGAGUGGCUGGUCCUGUGCGAGGUGGAGGUGUAUGGCUCUGUCCUGGAUUAGCUUUAACAUUUACUUCAUUUGCAAGAAUAUAGCCAAUGUUGUUAUAUGUACUCAAACUAACCAACAUAAUAGAUCCAGAUUUGAUGUGAUUGUUAAUAGAUUUAGCUUUAAUGUGAUUGUUCACAUGACAAAUAACCAAUAGAAUUGUGUGCAACAUGGAGUUAAGUUUUAGACAAAAGCAAAAUGAUGGAUAAAAUGGGUCUUUGAUAGUCUCUGUGUUAACAUCAGCCUACAACAAUCAUGUGUGAAACUUGGGCUGGGUACCGCUCAAACACUUUCGAUACUGAUACUGGUACCGAUACCGUGAAUUUGAUACCAGUUCCUGAACGAUACUUUUAUUGAAACCAAUUUUAUCAAAAUUCAUUCAUCAGAUCUUGGUAAAAGCUGCAUGCUUAUUGGUUCACUGACGCUGAUAAGAUCUUAAGUAUUGAAAUUUGGUAAUGAAUGAUUUUUUUUUUUUUUUUUUUUUUUUACUCAAUACUAUGGAGGCAAUUCGGUAGGUGUCUAAACAAAAUCAAAAUUUACCCAGCCCUAUGUAAAACAAGCCUAUUAUAUUUAGUACAUCGAUACAGCAGCUUAGGUGUGUUUUAGAACUGAUCUAUGUCACUGAGCUUGUGAUUGUACUGCCACUGCUGCAUUAUUGCUGUCAUCUUUGCUAAAGUAAAAUAAAAUCAUUAAGCAAGCCUUGCAUAAUGGUCUGGUUCAUAACGCACUCGAUUCAACUUAAACACUACUAAAGAAUAUGGAGUUAAAGAAUAAAGUGUUUUUAUGCAUACAUGAUUUAAAACUUGAACGGCUUUUUUUUGCCACAACCACAUUCAUUUAAGCAGACUGUGUUUCUGGACUUGUUUCUCUGAUGCCCACUAGCACAAGUUCAUCUACUUGCUGAAGUUGACACAGAAAAUAUUAGAGCGAUUCAUUUCAGGUGCAGGACUCGCAUCUCCAAGACUCAAACUUACUGACUUUAAAUAAAUAA